Molecule: messenger RNA, 1183 nt
Organism: Elgaria multicarinata webbii
Lineage: Eukaryota; Metazoa; Chordata; Lepidosauria; Squamata; Anguidae
Product: aquaporin-5-like
Exons: 4
Coding region: 68-871 (267 amino acids)
Biological process (GO): carbon dioxide transport; water transport; transmembrane transport
Cellular component (GO): apical plasma membrane; plasma membrane
Molecular function (GO): water channel activity
Source: RefSeq, a predicted model, not a curated record
GCCUACGAGGCAGGAUAAUAUUCCACAUCAUCAUCUCCUUUGAACCUACCUCUCCUCUGAUGUGGCAAUGGCUGCUGCUCCACAAAGACAACAUGAAUUUCUCACUGUAAAGUUUGCCCAGGCUGUUGUGUGUGAAUUUAUAGCCACUGCGAUCUUCUUGUUCAUUGCACUGGGCUCAGCCUUCAAGUGGCCCUUAGAAUUCCCCAGUGUCCUUCAGGUUUCAUUGGCUUUCGGCCUAACCAUUGCCACGCUGGUUCAAGCAUUUGGUCAUGUCAGUGGUGCGCAUCUCAACCCAGCUGUGAGCAUUGCCUACUUUGUCGGGAAUCAGAUCUCCAUCAUCCGCUUGGUGUUCUAUGUGGUCUUACAGCUUUUGGGAGCCACCGCUGGUGCAGGACUCAUCUAUGCUGUGACACCCAGAGGCAUCCGUAAAACAUUAGCCCUUAAUGAUCUCUCCUUUGACAUAUCCCCAGGUGAAGCACUGGUGGUGGAAACCAUUCUAACCUUCUCUGUGGUUAUGUGCAUCUUCUCUGCUACUGAUAAGCGCAGGACAGACAGCAGGGACACUUCAGCGUUGUCUAUUGGCCUGGCUGUCUCAAUGGCUCAUCUCAUCGGGAUUUAUUAUACUGGCUGCUCCAUAAAUCCAGCUAGGUCUUUUGGCCCUGCCGUCAUAAUGGGAACAUUCAGUAGGGCUCACUGGAUCUUCUGGUUGGGGCCCAUCUUUGGCGCUAGCUUGGCCUCUGUCAUUUACAACUAUCUACUGUACCCUCACAACCUUAGCAUGGAAGAGAGGCUAGCUAUUGUUAAAGGUUUUAUUCCAGAAGAUGAAUGGAGAAGCACACCAGAAAGGAGGAAUGAACGAAACUGGACUUGAGUGUGUGGCCCCUCCCCUAAGUUUUUGCUCUCAAGUGGGUAUGGUGGAGGCCAUUGUUCCACCACGACUCUUGAAGUAAAUUCUAGCUACUGGUGUGAUUGGCUUCUGUGCAUGGAAUUGGAUGGGGGCAUCUUGUGCUUUACCUCAGGUCCCCCUUUAUGCUAACUUGGGAGGGGGGGACUCAGACUAAGGAAAUGGUGAAGGACAAGAUCUUGAGCCAGCCCUGUCAUCUCACCUCAAGUGAAGGACAAGCUCUUGAGACAAACAUCUUAAGACAGCCCUGUCAUUCGCUUCCACUCUUUUCCUCAUUCU